Molecule: messenger RNA, 2105 nt
Organism: Eurytemora carolleeae
Lineage: Eukaryota; Metazoa; Arthropoda; Copepoda; Calanoida; Temoridae
Product: prestalk protein
Exons: 7
Coding region: 52-2043 (663 amino acids)
Source: RefSeq, a predicted model, not a curated record
UAUUAUUUCAAAAACAGCUUGGUAAUUCAUAUUUUUCAGAGUAAUAUCAAAAUGUUGUACUUACUGGCACUUUUGGCUAUUAUGCCAAGUGCAAUGGCUGGUCCAGAGGAUUGCUUGCCGAUGGAUACUAAGCCUCCAAAAUGUGAAGACUAUGUUAAUCCAGUAACAAAGGAGCCAGUAUUUAUUGAGCAUAUGUGGAAUUGCAGCCGAUUCUGGGUUUGUGAGCCUGACCUUUCUGCAUGUCUUUUUGAAUGUGCAAAAGCUAGUGCUACUGAAGCUCUUUACUUUGAUGUAAGAUACCAAUACCCAGUUGGUCCUGUAUGUGACUUCAUUACACUGCCUUCAAAAAUUGAUUGCUACAUGCCUGUGGAGUGUCUUGUGGAUGAGGAUUGUUUAGAUAAUGAGUACUGUGAUGAUGGCAAAUGUCUGGAAGGGUGUAGAAACAAUGCUGCUUGUGGAACAUGUGGAGAAUGCAUAGAUCAUGAGUGCACAGAGCCUGAGUGCUGCUUAGAUUCAGAUUGCGAGGGUUGUUCCUCCUGCUUAGGAAAUCAGUGCACCCCUCUUGAGUGCUGCAAUGAUUCUGAUUGUACAAAUAUGAGCUGUUCAACUUGCACCAUGGAGUCCAACAUCUGUAAGAAUCCAGAAUGUUGCAGCGAUGCUGAUUGCAAAGUUGAUGAAUACUGUUCUGAUAAUCAAACCUGCGAAGUUGGAUGUAAUGAAGAUUCAGACUGCAAAGAUUGCUCUACUUGUGAAAGCAAUCAAUGCACUGAACCAGAGUGCUGUGCUAAUGAGGAUUGUACAGCCAUGACUUGCUCAACCUGUAACUUGGAUUCCUUUGAAUGCAUCAAUCCUGAAUGCUGUUCAGAUGCUGAUUGUUUAGAUACAGAGUACUGCUCAGAUGCAAACACCUGUGAAGUUGGAUGUAAUGAAGAUUCAGACUGCAAAGGCUGUUCUACUUGUGAAAGCAAUCAAUGCACUGAACCCGAGUGCUGUGCUAAUGAGGAUUGUACAGCCAUGGCUUGCUCAACCUGUAACUUGGAUUCCUUUGAAUGCAUCAAUCCUGAUUGCUGUUCAGAUGUUGAUUGUUUAGAUACAGAGUACUGCUCUGAUGCAAAUACUUGCGUACCAGGAUGUAAUGAGAACUCAGAUUGCACCACCAUGUCAUGCUCAUCAUGUGAUCUGAAUGCUAUGCAGUGUAUUGACCCUGAUUGUUGUUCUGAUGAGGAUUGUGCCUCUACUGAAUAUUGUACUGAUGCCUUGAUCUGUGAGGAUGGUUGCAGAACUGAUGCUGAUUGUGGUGGUUGUGCAACAUGUGAAGAUCAUGUCUGUACUGACCCAGAGUGUUGUGUAGAUGCAGAUUGUAUGGACCCUGAAAAACCAAUCUGUGCUGAAGACAAUUUAUGUGUAGCAGGUUGCAGGAAUGAUGAAAUGUGUCCAGGUUUUGAUGUAAUUUGCACCCCUAUGUAUGAUAAUUGUAAUUGGUGUGACAGCGAGAAUAAUGAGGUUGGACAGUGCAAUCCAGGUUGUAUUGAUGAUGAUAACUGUGCUGGAUCUCUUGAAUGUAAUGGAGUUCAUGAAUGUAUACAAGCAGAUGGUGUGACUGUUCUCAAACAGAUUGUUCUUAACACUGGAUCAUGCAAUGGAUGCCAAGGAACAGCUGUGGAGGAUGGACCCAUUCUAGAAAUCAUUGGAGGACAGAUUGUAUCUGGGGUUACUGAAUGUAAAACUAAUGCACUAGACCAUGAGGAUAUGAUUGACUUUUCCCCUGGAAAUGAAGCUGUAUUUGAGGGUGAAACUGAUAAGGAUGUUCUAGGGUCAUGUUACAAGGCUUCUCUCAUAAGUGAAGUGACAGGCGGCAAAAUUAUGUGGACUGCAAGUGUUGGAGAAUGGAGUUUGGCAAAUAACAGAGUUGAUUUUUACUGGUCAGAUGAAAAUGCAUGUCCUUACUCUUGUUGUCUCUCGGAACCUGUUCUAAGUGUGACCUCUAAUACAGCAGACUUGGUGAACUGCGCCAAAAAUUGUGGUAACUCUGUUAAGUGUUGAAAAGAAUGAACUUUUUAAAAGCAAAUUGUUUAAUUUGUCAAAUAUAUUGAAUCAUUGACUAA